AGAUUGGGUGCCGGCGAUCCUACUGUUCUUUGGGGUCCCAGAGGCUGCCCAGCCCCGCUCGGACACUCGUCUGUCCUCUCCUGGUCUUCAUGGCUUCUCCGGAUGACCCUCUGCGCUCAGAUCACAUAAAGGAGCCGGUGGAGGACACAGACCCCAGCACUUUAUCCUUUGCUAUGUCAGACAAGUAUCCCAUUCAAGACACCGGCCUCCCUAAAGCCAAGGAGUGUGAUACAGUCACUUCCAGCUGCCCACCAAAUUCUGAUGAUCAACAUCAGGGAGAAGAAAACAACUUUGUAGACAGCACUGGAGAUCCCCUUUCAGGUGUCGGUAAAAACCAGCCAUGUAAGGAAGGCUGCUCUUGCUCCUCCUGUUCACCUCGGGUCCCCACCAUCAGCGACUUGCUUAAUGAUCAGGACUUGCUAGAUGUGAUCAGGAUAAAGCUGGAUCCAUGUCACCCGACCGUGAAGAACUGGAGGAAUUUUGCCAGCAAAUGGGGCAUGCCCUAUGACGAACUGUGCUUCCUGGAACAGAGGCCCCAGAGUCCCACACUGGCGUUCUUAUUCCGAAACAGCCAGAGGACUGUGGUCCAACUGAUGGAGCUCUGCCGACUUUACCACAGAGUUGAUGUGGAGAAGAUCCUGCGCAGGUGGGUGGAUGAGGAGUGGCCCCACCGGGGACACUCGGACAGUUCCAUGCACUUCUAGAAUCCCCUUCUGGCAUUGGCCUUUCUGCUUGCUGGACCAGCACACAUCACAGGGGAUAUGUACCUGCUCUUGAGAUUUUCAGAUGAGGAUGUGGAAAGCUGGUGGCGUGUGGAAGGAUAGGUUCUGUUUCGGUGGCAGGUAUUUGUUUCUUUUUGCACAUCUGUUUUAAUUUAAUAUUUGAACCUGGAAUUGGGGAAGAAUAUUUUGUAGAUCACAUAGAGCCAAAGCCUAUGGUUGGGACAGAACCAUGCCAGCAUGGAAAGAAAACGACCCUCUCCUUAGGCAUUGCUAAAGAUUGCAGCAGGAUCCCAAACUGUUGAUGUCUCUGGACAUGUCCAUGUCAUCCUAUGCAGAACCCUUGCAUUCCUAGCCUCGCAGAAGAUGGCACAGAGAAGUCACCCUGGCCUGUUCACUGUUAUUAUUUCUGUUGCAAAAAGUUUAGAAGAUCAAGAUGACACUGUAUGAUGGGGCCAUCUUUUUUAUUCAAACACUUUUGUAAUCUAUGGGCUAGUAGUGCUGUCACUGGAUUUAGUAUUUUUAAAAGAAAUACAAACUUUCUGGUUUGUAGAGCAGUAGAAUGGGUUGGUGUCAUGGGAAUGGCAUUGAUAAAGAAUAGUACUUAAUAUUCCCUCUUGGGGGCUGGGGAGAUGCUCAGUGGUUAAAGUGCUCACUGCACAAACAUGAAGACCAGGGUUCAGGUCCCCAGAACCCAUAGAAUGAGGAGAUGUUGUGGCACCAAUGAUUUCAGUGCUCAGAAGGGAGAGACAGGGAUCCUCAGACAGAGCAACCUGCCUAACUAGGACUAGUCAAACGGGUAAGCUCUGGGAUCAACUGAGAGACUCUUUUUCAAUGCACAAUGUAGAGAUCAAUUGAAGAAAAAAUUUAACGUCAGCUAAAUUUUGGGACUCUGUAUACACACAUGCACAUGUACAUCUGCAUGCAUACACAUGCAACAACAACGCACACACAAAUCUUUCUAAAUGCUAUUUGGGGAGGCCGAGAACAUGGGUC
Molecule: messenger RNA, 1715 nt
Organism: Onychomys torridus (southern grasshopper mouse)
Lineage: Eukaryota; Metazoa; Chordata; Mammalia; Rodentia; Cricetidae
Gene: Edaradd
Product: EDAR associated death domain
Exons: 6
Coding region: 90-704 (204 amino acids)
Biological process (GO): signal transduction
Molecular function (GO): protein binding
Source: RefSeq, a predicted model, not a curated record